Molecule: messenger RNA, 814 nt
Organism: Osmerus eperlanus (European smelt)
Lineage: Eukaryota; Metazoa; Chordata; Actinopteri; Osmeriformes; Osmeridae
Product: putative nuclease HARBI1
Exons: 2
Coding region: 12-494 (160 amino acids)
Source: RefSeq, a predicted model, not a curated record
GUGAUGCACAAAUGUGUUUGACAAAUGUUGUGGCACGGUGGCCUGGCUCUACCCAUGAUUCGUUUAUCCUGCGAAAUAGCAGUGUGGGGAACAGACUUCAAGCAGGGGCUGUGCAGGAUGGCUGGCUUAUUGGUGACCGUGGUUACGCUUUGCAAACCUGGCUCCUCACCCCGCUCACAAACACCCAGAAUGAGCAAGAGCAGCGGUACAAUGAUGUACACACUCGGGCUCGGUCAGUGGUGGAGCAGACCAUUGGGCAGCUGAAAGGCCGUUGGCGCUGCCUGGACAAGACCGGUGGCAUGCUGCUUUACAGCCCACAAAAAGGUUGUCGCACUGUGCUGGCAUGCAGUGUGCUGCACAAUGUGGCAAACACACGUGGUGUGCCUCCGCCACAGGUCGAGGCAGAUAUGGAUGAACCUGACCCUGGGCCCCAUAACAUUAGGCCCAAUGCAGCAGCCUUACAGCUUUGGCUAGAGGUCAUACAAAGCAUGUAAAAAGGUAAGACAAGAUGCAUUUACUUUUUUAGUUAUUUUAUUGCGUCACAUAUGUGAGUCAGACCAUCAUUAACUCGUCUUAAUUCUGUCACUAUUUCCCUCAUGGUGUUCACAAUUUCAUUUUGUGACUGCAGCACAGCAUCCGUGAGAACACGGCCAGUCUGGUGUCCCUCGGAAGCGGAGGCACGUGGCGCAGCCGAUCCAGGGUGCACUCCAUUCCCCGCGGUGGAGGUGCUGGCCACACAUGGAUCCCCGUAUCCCCCUCCUCCUCCUGGGUCUCCCUCGUGCCAAGCUCAGUUUCCACAUUAUCUUAAAUAAAC